AAAUUGGUCAUAAGUCAUAGUGCAAGGGUGCGUACUAUGUUAGUAUUCAUGCAUGUAUAUAUGUAUAUAGUAUAGUAUAUGUAUAAUAGUGUAUGCUCCACGAAGGCAGUUCCAAGAAAUGGAGGGAUAGCAGCGGUCAUAAUGCAUAUCUUCCAUCACACAUAACUUGAAGUAAUGCUGUAUGUUGAUGAAGUGUUUUCAAAUGCAAACAAGUUGAACUGUGUUACCAAGAUCUGAAAUGGCAACAAACAAAUCAUUGUUUAUGAACGGCUUCAAAGAAGAUUGCGAACAAUUAAUUACUCGUUUUGAACGUGCAGAUAACAUUAGAUUUGAAACUUUUUGCGAUAUCUGGAAAGCAAUGAAGUUUUCACUGGUCUUUGCGGGCCGUCCAUCCUUUUUGGAGCUAUUAGAAUUUUGCGAAGAAGCAUUACAUAUAUGUAAACAAUUUAUUCUUCUACCUCCUCGUUUUAAAGAACGUAUUGGAGGAUUAUAUCUUUUAUAUGGAAUAUACUUCAAAAUGCCAAUAGAUCAAUUUAGAAUUAAAAUUAAACUAGAUGAUUGGAAAAGUAUUCUGGAACUUCAUGCAGAAAUAAAAGAAGCAGAACAUUUAGAUGCUAAUUAUAUAUUGUGUAAACUAAUUGAAAGUAAUGCAUUUCAUUUCUGUCUUUUUGAUUCAGAGUAUGGUAUGGAAAAACCAUAUAUUGUAAAGAAUUCACAGUGUUUUAAUCCAUAUUCUAUAUUGCCAACAUUAAAAGAUUUAAGUGACAAGAAUCAAAUAUUGUCAAAAAUUAAUGAACUUAGUAAAGCUUAUGAACAGAAGAAAGAAGCAUCAAAAUUAAUAAAUCUAUCAGAUGCUAGUUUAAAAUUAUUUAAUUCAAAUAUAGCACAGGAAAUCAUUAAUGAUAUUCAAGAGUUUGAAGAACAGAGAAGGGAUCAACAGAAAAAUACAAUUGAUUUUGAAAAACCAUCUUGUUCUACUUUAAAAGGACAAUCUUCAAAUGAACAUACAAAAUUUCAAUCAAGAGGGCCUGCCAAACGCAAAAUGCGACCAUUAAUUGAUGGUAUUGAACCUGAAAGUGAAUCUGAAGAAGGUGAAGCAUUAGAAAGUGAUGAUUCAUAUUCAGAGUUAACAAUAGAUUCAUAACAGCAAAGAAAAAGAUAUGAAGUAUACAUCUUUCAUACUUAUAGAUACCACUGACUUGUUAUUGCCAUGGGCGUCAUGGGCCAGGAUUUCAACUCUUGAUCCAUAUUGAUAUAUUCUUCCAUUUGGAUGGAGUAAUGCCGCAGCCGCUCCAGAACCGCUCAACGAUAGUACAAUAUUAUUCUACGCUGACGAUAAAUGCAAUUCAGAUAAUAAUCAU
This is a messenger RNA of Bombus impatiens (common eastern bumble bee), 1361 nucleotides long. RefSeq names its product snRNA-activating protein complex subunit 1 (gene Pbp45). The coding region runs from base 239 to 1144 and encodes 301 amino acids. Gene Ontology annotation, molecular function: sequence-specific DNA binding. The record is from RefSeq and is a predicted model, not a curated record. Lineage: Eukaryota; Metazoa; Arthropoda; Insecta; Hymenoptera; Apidae. Gene Ontology annotation, biological process: snRNA transcription by RNA polymerase II; snRNA transcription by RNA polymerase III. The transcript is spliced from 6 exons. Gene Ontology annotation, cellular component: snRNA-activating protein complex.